This is a messenger RNA of Branchiostoma floridae (Florida lancelet), 519 nucleotides long. RefSeq names its product acanthoscurrin-1-like. The coding region runs from base 1 to 519 and encodes 172 amino acids. NCBI's taxonomy places the organism in Eukaryota, Metazoa, Chordata, Leptocardii, Amphioxiformes, Branchiostomatidae. The transcript has 6 exons. The record is from RefSeq and is a predicted model, not a curated record.
AUGACCUUUACCUUUAACCUUUACCCUCCGCAGAGAUCCCGGGAGCCGGGGAGGACGGCGGAGAUCCCGGGAGCCGGGGAGGACGGCGGGUCGGCCGGCGGGGGGAACCUCGGGGUGCUGAUCGGGGAGAUCCCGGGAGCCGGGGAGGACGGCGGGUCGGCCGGCGGGGGGAACCUCGGGGUGCUGAUCGGGGAGAUCCCGGGAGCCGGGGAGGACGGCGGGUCGGCCGGCGGGGGGAACCUCGGGGUGCUGACCGGGGGCGCGGUGGGCGGGGUGCUGGUUCUAGAUCCCGGUGUGAAGCUAAAUCCCUGCGCCGCCAAAUACGUGAGAGAGAUCCCGGGAGCCGGGGAGGACGGGGGGUCGGCCGGCGGGGGGAACCUCGGGGUGCUGAUCGGGGGCGCGGUGGGAGGGGUGCUGGUUCUGGCCGGCCUGGGCUCCCUGGCGCACUACCUCGUCAAGAAGAAGAAGUCCAAACCCGCCGUGGUGAAGCCCAAGACUGACCCCGCUGAUUAUGAGUGA